Messenger RNA from Clonostachys rhizophaga, 996 nucleotides. The record is from the annotation of a GenBank genome assembly. NCBI's taxonomy places the organism in Eukaryota, Fungi, Ascomycota, Sordariomycetes, Hypocreales, Bionectriaceae.
AUGGCGGCGUUCCCACGUCUACCAGAAGAACUCAUUGUCGAGAUUCUAUCUGAUCUGCCCUAUGGCGAUCUUGAGAAUGUUGCAUGGACCCUAAAACAUCCCAUCACCGAGAUCUCAAUUUCCCUCCUCCAGUCCGUUUUCAAAUCCAGGCGCGAUACUAAACGACUAAUUGAGAGGCUUGGACCCCUUGACACUCAUGCACUUUCUGGUCUUUGCCUCAUCGAUCAAGAUGACAUCGAACGUCCAGAUUUUCUUGAUGGCCUUGGUCUCUCGCCCCAAACUGUCGUUAAGGUCCCUCCCGACAAUCGUCUUCCCAACCUUGACUAUAUGCAUCUUUGCGGCGACUUCGGGUGGCUCGAACCUCUGACAGGUCAAAUUGCAGAAGAGGCGGAAGGGAACCAUGCUAAUCCGGCUGUGCGUGGUCCAAGCUACGAUGAACUCAUCUCAAGUGCAGAUCGCGUAGGCGUAACCCUGCCUCCUGCAUUUCUCAAAUUCAUCCGGGAUGCAGAACUGCAGAAACGAAUUCCUGCAAUCGGCGACAUAUUUUGCUUAGAAUCGGGUGGGCUACGAAAGGUUCCGAAGUCACUGGAUGGGGGCGUCGGGGGAUAUCAAAUUGAGUUUCUUUUCGAUGCCCAAUCGGGGUACCAAGUACAUCUAUAUAUCGAGCCUGGGAGUGAUGGCGCUAGCUGCGUGUUAAUGGAGUCCGGAUCGACUUAUUCGGGCUGUGAUUAUUCUCAUCAAGUCGAGGAGGAAUACUUCGACGGAUAUGGGGAAAAUGCACACUGCCCUAACAUUACAGACCAGGAUAGACAAGACGCCAAGAAGAUGGGUGUAAGGAUUAUCCACAGUCCAUGUUCUGAAUUCACUUUGAUUGGGAUUGAUUUCGAAGCUUGGCUGGCAGCAAAGUAUUAUGGCCAUCUGUUAUUCCAUCUACAUAACAGCGCAGGGGAUGUGCCUGGGCUGAAAGAAUAUGUGAAGCGAGAGUUUGUAUUAUAG